AUGAAUCAAGAAAUCUACGAAGAACUGCUCUCCGCAAGAACUUUGAUAACCGACACUAAAGAUUUUGAAUCUAUGUUUGAGGAUAUUUUGACUAUGGUAAUACCACCGUGGAUAAUUAAUCCAUAUGGUGACAUAGAAGAAACGAAUGUCAUAAUACAAGAGGAACUGACUGAACUAAGUACAAACGAAGAACUUAAGGUUCAGUUUAAAAACGGAUAUCAGCAAUUCUGGCUGCAAAACAACAUACCCGUUUCUUAUCCCGGGAGAAUAAAAUUUUACUGGGGAAAAAAUGGGAACGUAAACAACUCGUCGAGAUCGAGUGAGUAUAGAACACUCUGCGCGGUCUGCUCGAGUUUGAUAGCGUUUUCCGAAUUGAGUAGUGUCUACAGUUCUCUGGAGGGUGAUAAAGGCAUGUGCUUACAACUGGAGGUAAGAGGAAUUGAUUCAGGGGUAAAUUGA
Molecule: messenger RNA, 459 nt
Organism: Acanthoscelides obtectus
Lineage: Eukaryota; Metazoa; Arthropoda; Insecta; Coleoptera; Chrysomelidae
Source: the annotation of a GenBank genome assembly